Gracilinanus agilis (Agile Gracile Mouse Opossum) is the source of this 522-nucleotide messenger RNA. Its product is annotated as Fanconi anemia group A protein-like. Gene Ontology annotation, cellular component: Fanconi anaemia nuclear complex. The record is from RefSeq and is a predicted model, not a curated record. Lineage: Eukaryota; Metazoa; Chordata; Mammalia; Didelphimorphia; Didelphidae. The annotation marks the transcript as partial. Gene Ontology annotation, biological process: interstrand cross-link repair; regulation of regulatory T cell differentiation. The transcript is spliced from 5 exons.
AUGUCUGCCGGGUCUGCUCACUCGCCUCCAGUGCCGGCACCGGGCCGGCGUAGGAGGGCCUUGUCCGAGCUGCUGGUGGGAAGAGUCAAUAAACAAAAGUACAAGCCUGAAAGGGAACAGAAACUCCAGGAAGCAGCUGUGUAUCUCCUGAAAUGCCAUCAGAACUUGAAUGACCUAUUUCUUGAGGUAGACAGUACACAAUGUAAAAAAACAUUGUGUUUUAGCAAUUUAAUUGACCAUGAAAGCCCUGGAGUGCCAAGUACACAUUCUAAGUCAUUUGUAGUCUCUGCUCUACAGGAACAAGCUUCAAAGAUAGGUGUUCCAGUGGGAAUCCUGUCAGCUCAGACAACUGCCUCCAGCCUCCAACAGCUAUGCCAGGUUCCAGAGGGAUCCCAGCAGGCCGCUCUACUGAACUUGGAACAGCGGAAGAAAUUAUCCUCCUUGCUAGAUAUUGCUCAAGAUUUAUUGGAACGUGGUCUCUUUUGUCGUGUUUCUUUCUGUCAAGAAAUUUGGAAGGUCCAG